GCUUGUGGUUUUAAAAAGAAACAAAAAAGUCCCCGCGACUUCAAACUCCCACGCAGUUUAACUUGAAAACCCCUCGCACACACUAAACCUCAAGCCUUUCACUUUUUUUUUUAAGAUCGCUUCCUGUUUCCAUCGUUCUACCGACGCUUUCGGGGCGUGCGCCGGCCUUUUUCUUUCCCGCUGAUCUCGCUCGCUUGUGAACAAGGGGGUCGCGAGGGGGAGGCGGUUUACGAUUGUGUGUGUGUGUGUGUCUACUUUCACCUCGGCUGCGCUCACAGAAACUGAGAACGAGGAGAAGAAAAACAAAAAGCAUGCUCAACGCUACUUUGGAGAGGAGCCCGGCGUACGCUCUGGUGUUUGGCUCCGUGAUGGCGUUGGGUCUGCCUCUCAACGUCGCCUCGCUGUGGAUCCUGUUCACCCGCAACAGCCUCAAGUCGCCCAGCGUCGUCUUCAUGGUCAACCUGGCCCUCUCGGACCUCAUGCUCGUCGUCGCCUUGUCCACGAGGGUCUACUACUACGCCACGGGCGUCUGGCGCCUGGGCGCCAUGGCGUGCGUCUGGUUCACCAUGCUCUUUCGCAACAACAUACGCUCCAGCGCCAUCUUCAUCACCUUCAUCAGCGUGGACCGGCUGAUGGCGGUGGUGUACCCCAUGAGGUCCCGACACCUCCGGACGGCGGCCAACGCCUGGAAGGCCGCGGCGCUCGGCUGGCUCUUCGUGGUGGCCUUGAACGUCCCCGAGAGCAUGGGCUUCGCCAAGUUCCUCAACGGCUCCAACGAAUCCGUCUGUUUCGAAUUCCCCGACGCUCCUCGAGAUCCCAUAUUGGCUUACAUGGUGCCCGUGUUGGUGCUCGUCAUGCUGGCGGUCAUCGUCGUGUCCACCGCCAUGGUGUCGCUGACGCUGCGCACUCGCCUGAACGACUCGGCGAGGGUGAAGAACCAUGUGAACGUCAUGCUGAUCUUCGCCAUGAACCUGGCGAUGUUCGCCGUGUUCUUCCUGCCCGUGUCGCUGUUCGUCUUCUUCGAGAGGUCGAAGCCGCCGCCGACGUCGCUGAUCUGCCUCGCCAGCGUGAACUGCUGCCUGGACCCGCUGCUGUACUACUUCUCCUUCGACGGCUUCUGGAGGAGGAAAGAGGACGCGGAGACGUCAGCGGCGAGAGAAUGAGUCGACGGAGGACAGAGUACGCACCGAUUGUGUGUGUGCAGUGUGCGGAUACAAGGUGAACGCUCCCAAUUUUUGUUUAUUUUUGGAAUAAAUGUCUCAUUUUUCACACUAA
This is a messenger RNA of Cyclopterus lumpus (lumpfish), 1275 nucleotides long. It is a transcript of the gene lpar5b, whose product is annotated as lysophosphatidic acid receptor 5b. Gene Ontology annotation, molecular function: lysophosphatidic acid receptor activity. Lineage: Eukaryota; Metazoa; Chordata; Actinopteri; Perciformes; Cyclopteridae. Bases 312 to 1163 code for a protein of 283 amino acids. Gene Ontology annotation, cellular component: membrane. The record is from RefSeq and is a predicted model, not a curated record. The transcript has a single exon. Gene Ontology annotation, biological process: phospholipase C-activating G protein-coupled receptor signaling pathway; positive regulation of Rho protein signal transduction.